AAGGUAAAAGGAGGCAACAUAGAUGUGCAUCCAUCUGAGAAAGCCCUCAUUGUCCAUUAUGAAGUGGAAGCAACAAUUCUGGGAGAGAUGGGAGAUCCCAUGCUGGGGGAGCGCAAGGAAUGUCAGAAAAUCAUUCGGCUAAAGAGUCUUAAUGCAAAUACAGACGUUGCUUCCCUGGCUCGAAAGGUUGUUGAAGAAUGCAAGCUCAUUCACCCCUCCAAACUUGCAGAAGUAGAACAGCUGUUGUACUAUCUACAGAAUCGCAGAGAUGCCUCAGCAGGAAAAGAAAAGAAAGAGAAAUCCAGUAAGCCAAAAGAUCCACCCCCAUUUGAAGGAAUGGAGAUUGAUGAAGUUGCCAAUAUCAAUGACAUGGAUGAGUACAUUGAGUUACUGUAUGAGGACAUUCCUGACAAGGUGCGUGGCUCUGCCCUCAUUCUGCAGCUGGCAAGGAAUCCUGAUAAUUUGGAAGAACUGCUUAUCAACGAAACUGCCCUGGGUGCAUUGGCUAGAGUGCUGAGGGAAGACUGGAAACAAAGUGUGGAACUUGCUACCAAUAUAAUUUAUAUUUUCUUCUGCUUUUCAAGUUUUUCUCAAUUUCAUGGAAUAAUCACACACUACAAAAUUGGAGCUCUGUGCAUGAAUAUCAUAGACCAUGAACUGAAGAGACAUGAGCUUUGGCAGGAAGAACUUGCUAAAAAGAAGAAAGCUGUUGAUGAAGAUCCUGAAAAUCAAACCCUGAAAAAGGACUAUGAGAAAACUUACAAGAAAUACCAAGGGCUGGUUGUCAAGCAGGAACAGCUACUCAGAGUUGCACUUUACCUGCUUCUAAAUCUUGCUGAGGAUACUCGCACUGAGCUGAAGAUGAGAAACAAGAACAUUGUCCAUAUGUUAGUGAAAGCACUGGACCGUGAUAAUUUUGAGCUGCUUAUCCUGGUUGUAUCUUUCUUGAAGAAACUCAGCAUUUUUAUGGAGAACAAAAAUGAUAUGGUUGAAAUGGAUAUUGUUGAAAAACUUGUGAAAAUGGUACCCUGUGAACAUGAAGACUUGCUGAACAUCACUCUUCGACUGUUAUUGAAUCUCUCCUUUGACACAGGCCUGAGAAAUAAAAUGGUACAAGUUGGUUUGCUUCCCAAACUCACUGCACUUCUAGCAAAUGAAAACUACAAACAAGUAGCAAUGUGUAUUCUGUAUCACAUAAGCAUGGAUGAUCGCUUUAAAUCAAUGUUUGCAUACACAGACUGUAUCCCACAGAUAAUGAAGAUGCUUUUUGAAUGUCCUGAUGAGCGAGUUGACCUGGAACUUAUCUCCUUCUGUAUUAACCUUGCUGCUAACAAAAGAAAUGUACAACUUAUCUGUGAAGGAAAUGGUUUGAAAAUGCUAAUGAAGCGGGCUUUGAAAUUUAAGGACCCAUUGUUAAUGAAGAUGAUCAGGAAUAUUUCACAACACGAUGGGCCAACAAAAAGCCUAUUUAUUGAUUAUGUUGGUGAUUUAGCAGCUCAAAUAUCAAAUGAUGAAGAGGAGGAAUUUGUGAUUGAAUGCUUAGGAACACUUGCAAAUUUGACCUUACCAGAUCUGGACUGGGAACUUGUGCUGAAAGAAUACAAACUUGUUCCGUACCUCAAGGAUAAACUAAAACCAGCAGGUUCUGCAGAAGAUGACCUUGUUUUAGAAGUGGUGAUAAUGAUUGGAACAGUUUCUAUGGAUGACUCUUGCGCUGCUCUGCUGGCUAAAUCUGGAAUCAUCCCUGCGCUCAUUGAGCUUCUAAAUGCUCAGCAGGAAGAUGAUGAGUUUGUCUGCCAGAUCAUCUAUGUAUUUUAUCAGAUGGUCUUCCACCAAGCUACCAGAGAUGUCAUUAUCAAGGAAACCCAGGCUCCAGCAUAUCUUAUAGACCUGAUGCAUGAUAAAAAUGCUGAAAUUCGCAAAGUUUGUGACAACACUCUGGAUAUUAUAGCGGAAUAUGAUGAGGAAUGGGCUAAAAAAAUCCAGAGUGAGAAAUUUCGAUGGCACAACUCUCAGUGGCUGGAGAUGGUGGAGAGUCGGCAGAUGGAUGACAGUGAGCAGUACCUGUAUGGCGAUGAUCGUAUUGAGCCCUACAUCCAUGAAGGGGAUAUUCUGGAAAGACCUGACCUCUACUACAAUGCAGAUGGCCUGAUAGUCCCUGAUGGAGCAGUUAGUCCGGAUUUCUUCGGUGACUACCAUCUUCAGAAUGGAGACCUUGUUGGGCAGCAUCCCUUCUCUAGCAGGUUUGGAGCAGAAUGCAAACAGAUCGUAAGCAUUGGAGUUGAUGGAUUUGGUCAAUCACCAGGGGUUCCUGGCCGCCCAGCGACUGCCUAUGGAUACCGCCCAGAUGAACCUUACUACUACAGCUACGGGGCACGGUAAAACAGCUCACUUUGCAGCCCAGGAGGCUGCCACCUGCCCUGGACCAGCCAGCAUGUGCGUGGCCAGCAGUAGAUCUACCCCUUGGUAAUGCAUGAUUGUACCACAAUGGGUCCAUCGUUAUGUAUCCUUUGGCGUGUGUAGCUCCUGAUAAACCUAGCCUUUCUGGGCCCAGUGUUCUAGUGACAGUGUUUACUCUUUGGUUGAUCUUUGUUAUCAUUUUUGUACAGUAUUUGCUCUGUGACUUGAAAGCAAGAAUUGGAAAGCUGCUGGACUGGAAAGUGUCACAUUAUGUAUAUUAAGCUACUAAUUUAAUUUCUAUUAAAUAUAAAAACCUGUGUGGUCAGUGGUGGUGAA
Messenger RNA from Athene cunicularia (burrowing owl), 2736 nucleotides. RefSeq names its product kinesin associated protein 3 (gene KIFAP3). Lineage: Eukaryota; Metazoa; Chordata; Aves; Strigiformes; Strigidae. The record is from RefSeq and is a predicted model, not a curated record. The transcript is spliced from 20 exons. The coding region runs from base 88 to 2382 and encodes 764 amino acids. Gene Ontology annotation, biological process: microtubule-based movement; cilium organization. Gene Ontology annotation, molecular function: kinesin binding. Gene Ontology annotation, cellular component: axoneme; kinesin II complex; ciliary transition zone.